AUCUGCCCCGCGAUAAAAGGACAUUUUGGUUCGAUAAUAAAAAAAGUCGAGAGCGCAACGGCCCUGCGAAUUGCAUCACCACCGACCGCAACAGGAAAGCAGAAGCAACGAAUCAGACACUCGAGCGACACGCAACACAAGACACAAGGGGAGCGCCAUGGCCGCCGCAGACGCAUCCGAGAAGCUCGCGCUCAUCCGCGAGAAUCUUGCAGAGAUUCUGAACCCGGAGAUUAUCGAGAAGAUCCUGGACGAGGGCCGCCAUCCCAAGAUCUACUGGGGAACUGCGACAACCGGCCGCCCUCACUGUGGCUACUUUGUCCCUGCCAUCAAGAUUGCUCAGUAUCUGGCCGCCGGCUGCCAUGUGACGAUCCUCCUCGCCGACAUCCACGGGUUCCUCGACAACCUCAAGGCGCCGAUCGAGCUGGUCGAGUUGCGAGUCGAGUUCUACCGAUUUGUCAUCAGCGCCAUCUUCAAGGCCGUCGGCGUGUCGACGGAGAAGCUCAAGUUUGUGCAAGGCAGCUCGUACCAGAAGAGCCCCGAAUACAUCAUGGACGUCUACAAGCUGUCGUCUGUCAUCUCAGAGCACGAUGCCAAGAGAGCCGGUGCUGAGGUGGUUAAGCAAACGGACAAUGCGCCUCUGUCUGGUCUGCUCUACCCCAUUCUUCAGGUUCUAGACGAGCAGUACCUGGAUGUGGAUGCCCAGUUCGGCGGUCUUGAUCAGCGCAAACUGUUCAUUGCCGCCAAGGACUGGCUACCCAAGCUGGGAUACAAGGAGCGAUGCCACCUGAUGAACCCCAUGGUUCCCGGCCUCAAGGGUGCCAAGAUGAGCUCAAGUGACGAGGACAGCAAAAUCGACCUUUUGGAUGCCCCCGAUGUCGUCGCCAAGAAGAUCCGCAAGGCUGUUGCCACCCCCAAGGUGGUUGAGGAAAAUGGCAUCCUGGCCUUUGUCGAAUACGUUCUGCUGCCGGUAGCAGCUCUGCGUGGAAAGCGAGAGUUUGUUGUUGACCGUGAGAGGGACGGUCUGGAGCCAUUGGUUUACAGCACCAUUGCUGAGAUGCACGAGGAUUACAGGAAUGACGUGCUGUCACCACAAAUUCUCAAGGCCGCAGUCACAAAAUCACUAAACGAGCUGUUGGCCCCCAUCCAAGCAGAGUUCCAAGCGUCAAAAGAAUGGCAGGAGAUUGCCAUUAAGGCCUACCCCCCACCAGCAAAGAAGGAGAAGAAGGUCAAGGACAAGGGCAGCCGCCACCCUGGAAACGCAAAACAAAAGGAAGGGCAAAUAGACGUCAAGGAUCUGAAGGAGGCUGUGAAUGAGGUCCAGGGGUGACAAUGUAAAUACGAACAGUGGCAUUCGCAAAGGGAGCGGGCGCUUUGACAAUCUUCAGACUGCGGCAUAGACGAGCAGGGCGCAAAACAUUCUAGAAUACCCGAUAUAUACGGAGUACAUGCAGUUACGAAUACAUUUGGUCUUGAUACCUGGUAUCAACUCGUUUGCAGAG
Molecule: messenger RNA, 1499 nt
Organism: Trichoderma virens Gv29-8
Lineage: Eukaryota; Fungi; Ascomycota; Sordariomycetes; Hypocreales; Hypocreaceae
Exons: 7
Coding region: 158-1327 (389 amino acids)
Biological process (GO): tyrosyl-tRNA aminoacylation
Molecular function (GO): tyrosine-tRNA ligase activity; ATP binding
Source: RefSeq, a predicted model, not a curated record